This is a messenger RNA of Epinephelus moara (kelp grouper), 1192 nucleotides long. It is a transcript of the gene nudcd2, whose product is annotated as NudC domain containing 2. Gene Ontology annotation, cellular component: cytoplasm. The coding region runs from base 225 to 698 and encodes 157 amino acids. Gene Ontology annotation, biological process: protein folding. The transcript is spliced from 4 exons. NCBI's taxonomy places the organism in Eukaryota, Metazoa, Chordata, Actinopteri, Perciformes, Serranidae. The record is from RefSeq and is a predicted model, not a curated record.
AGAAGAAGAAGAAGUUUCGAGAGAGUGAGGGGCAAAACAACAUGGCGAGAGAUGACACAACUACGAAAUACUGAAACUAAUUAAACUUGAGAUGCUUACAACAACAGUGCUUUAAGGAGUGGUAAGGAUAAAGUGUUAGCAUAACUUCUCCGUCAGUCACACGCACUGUAAGUUAGUUAGUUAGCUGACGUUAGCCGACCUGUCAGCCGGUGAGAAGCCGCAGCAUGUCGGUGCACUUCGAGGAGAGGAGUGGUGUUGUCCCCUGCAAGACACCCUGGGGCUCCUGGUACCAGACCAUGGAGGAGGUUUUCAUCGAAGUCAAUGUGCCUCAUGGGACUUCUGCUAAAGAGGUCAAGUGUCGUUUGGGAUCCAGAGACAUCGAGCUUCAUGUCAAAGGGAAGGAAAUAAUUAAGGGUAAGUUGUUUGACACAACCAUGUCUGACGAGGCCACAUGGACAUUAGAGGACAAAUGUCUCAUCCGGAUCGUUCUGAUGAAGACUAACAGAGAGGCAGGGAACUGCUGGUCCUCCCUGCUGGAGGGGGAGUACUGUGCAAACGCCUGGGUCCAGGACCAGAUGCAGAGGAAGCUCACACUGGAGAGAUUCCAGCGGGAGAAUCCAGGAUUUGACUUCAGCGGUGCAGAGAUAUCUGGGAAUUUUGCUGGUGGUGGUCCAGACUUUUCCAGUUUACAGAAGUGACCGGUGUUGUGAUGCCAAAAACAUGUUACAUGCUGGAGAUGUCACCUCACCUCUGCCAAAUGAACACUACUGAGGACAUCGUUGGCGUGCAGAGGACCAGUGGAUUAAUCAGAGCUCCUGAGAGAAAAAGAUUUGCCUUCAGAACUUUAACACCAGGUGGUCUACAAGACUGUACUGUUCAACAGAGACUCAUCUGGCUUGUUUAGGCCUGAUUUGGCAAGUUGCAAGACUCAGUAUACAGGCAGAACGAUUUAAAGAAACUGUUUUAUCUGGUUAUAAGAAGCCUUUGUGAUGUGUCUUUUAAUAAUGAGAAGAAUGCACAAGGAAUAGCUUUUCAAUAAAGUUUUAUUGAAAGGUACAAGAACAUAGGUUAACGAGAUGGUGUAUUCAAUUAGCCAUUUUGAAUUUGAGAACACAUUUUAUUUUUACCACUAAAGGAAACUUCUACUAGACGGGGAAACUGGCAAAGAAAAUGCAAUACAAAUUCCAAUCCA